This is a messenger RNA of Labrus bergylta (ballan wrasse), 618 nucleotides long. NCBI's taxonomy places the organism in Eukaryota, Metazoa, Chordata, Actinopteri, Labriformes, Labridae. The record is from RefSeq and is a predicted model, not a curated record.
GUUUUUGAGACCACCACUCAACAAACAUGCCUGAAACCGUGGAAGCGCCCAAGAAGGGCUCAAAGAAAGCCGUCUCUAAAGCAACUAAGACCGGAAAGAAGAGGAGAAAGUCCAGGAAGGAGAGCUAUGCCAUCUACGUCUACAAAGUCCUGAAGCAGGUCCACCCUGACACCGGUAUCUCCUCCAAGGCUAUGGGCAUCAUGAACUCGUUCGUGAGCGACAUCUUUGAGCGCAUCGCCGGGGAGUCCUCCCGUCUGGCUCACUACAACAAGCGCUCCACCAUCACCUCCAGGGAGAUCCAGACCGCUGUCCGCCUGCUGCUGCCCGGUGAGCUGGCUAAACACGCCGUGUCUGAGGGCACCAAGGCUGUGACCAAGUACACCAGCUCCAAGUAAACCCGCUGAUCACCAGCAACACAACGGUCCUUUUAAGGACCACACAACACUUCAUCUGAGAGUUGGAAUCCUGAUUGCUGUACACGGCUAUGAUUUAUAUUGCAAUAGAAAGAGGUCAUUCACUUAAACUAGACUAUUUAUUCUGGGUAAGGGAACUGAAGUAAAACAGUAAUUUAAUCUUGUGUCACUGUGCAUCAGAAUCUGGGUUUAUUGCCAAGUAUAC